Bactrocera latifrons is the source of this 896-nucleotide messenger RNA. It is a transcript of the gene Dpm1, whose product is annotated as probable dolichol-phosphate mannosyltransferase. Gene Ontology annotation, biological process: GPI anchor biosynthetic process; protein O-linked glycosylation via mannose. Bases 91 to 816 code for a protein of 241 amino acids. The transcript has 3 exons. Gene Ontology annotation, cellular component: endoplasmic reticulum membrane. NCBI's taxonomy places the organism in Eukaryota, Metazoa, Arthropoda, Insecta, Diptera, Tephritidae. The record is from RefSeq and is a predicted model, not a curated record. Gene Ontology annotation, molecular function: dolichyl-phosphate beta-D-mannosyltransferase activity.
ACACGUCAGCCGGCGGAGUAGUUUACCUUUAAUUCUAUUAACUGCCUAUCAAAAUAUCAAUAUUAAUUAUAAUUUAACUACUGCAAUAUUAUGUCUACAAGUGGACAUAAAUAUAGCAUAUUGCUUCCCACAUACAAUGAAAAAGAAAACUUGCCAAUUAUAAUAUGGCUAAUCGUGAAAUAUCUUGGUGAAAGUGGCCAUAAAUACGAAAUUAUUAUUAUUGAUGAUGGCAGUCCCGAUGGUACAUUAGAUGUUGCUAAAGAUUUGCAGAAAAUCUAUGGUGAAGAGACCAUAGUGCUUCGACCACGGGGGUCUAAACUGGGCCUGGGUACUGCAUAUAUACACGGCAUAAAACAUGCUACAGGUGAUUUUAUUAUCAUAAUGGAUGCAGACUUAAGUCAUCAUCCUAAAUUCAUUCCAAAGUUCAUUGAACUACAAGCGAAAGAAGACUACGACGUAGUAUCUGGCACAAGGUACAGCGGGGAUGGUGGUGUUUUUGGCUGGGAUUUCAAGCGCAAGCUAAUUUCGCGUGGAGCUAAUUUUCUUUCGCAAAUUUUACUGCGUCCAAAUGCUUCAGAUCUGACAGGGUCUUUUCGUUUAUACAAAAAGAAUGUGCUGGAGAAAUGCAUUGCCAGUUGUGUUUCGAAAGGAUACGUUUUCCAAAUGGAAAUGUUGGUACGCGCACGUCAGCACGGUUACAGCAUUGGAGAAGUGCCAAUAACGUUCGUGGAUCGUUUGUAUGGUUCUUCGAAAUUAGGUGGCACAGAAAUUAUACAAUUUGCCAAAAAUUUAUUGUACUUAUUUGCUACCACGUGAAACUAAUGUAUUAAAGUACUUUAUAACUAUUUCAUAAAAACUUAAAACCUUAAUAAAAUAUUGACUGCAUUAAAAAUUAA